Macadamia integrifolia is the source of this 2263-nucleotide messenger RNA. RefSeq lists its product as uncharacterized. Gene Ontology annotation, cellular component: ribosome; mitochondrial small ribosomal subunit. Gene Ontology annotation, molecular function: small ribosomal subunit rRNA binding; structural constituent of ribosome. The coding region runs from base 147 to 761 and encodes 204 amino acids. Gene Ontology annotation, biological process: translation. NCBI's taxonomy places the organism in Eukaryota, Viridiplantae, Streptophyta, Magnoliopsida, Proteales, Proteaceae. The record is from RefSeq and is a predicted model, not a curated record. The transcript has 5 exons.
GAACCUCCGCCAAGAAACGAGGCCGUGGAGGAUUUCGAUCCCCUUCUUCUACUCUCUGUCUUCCAUGUUCGAGAAAGCAGUGAGAGCAGCGGCAACCUUCGACCGACGACUGCUCGACCGACGACGGUUUUAUAAAGCCGGAGGAGAUGAAUUAUUGUCGCUUUCUGUCAAGAACAGCUGAUGGUGACUUGUUGCGGCUCUGCCACCAGCCCUGGAUAGUCAGAACUUUCUCUACAGACAUCACUUCUGGUACAGAAAACAAUGACAGCAAUCGUAACAACUCUUUUGAGUCUGCUGAUGAUUUUGAGCGACGGAUAUUUGGUGGCUUUUCAGAAAGUGGUCCAAAUACUACUGAUUCAUUUUAUCAAAAGCUUGAUAGAUUUGAGAAAGCUCGUGGACGACCUGGUUUUGGUUCUAGGCAGAAUGCUGGAAAUGGUUCCCAACUAUUGGAUGGCCUGGAUGAGAGUUUCAAUACAUUGUCUGAUGGGAUGGAUGGAAAGCUGAAGAAAGCUGCAACAUAUUUUGAGUAUGAUACUGAGGAGAUAGCUAAGGAGGACUAUUCAUUCAGACCAGAUGUGACCUUUCGACCUGGGAUGACAUAUACCCCAAAGGAUCUAGAUCUUACAAAGCCAGGUGUACGUAAACCCUUUAAAAGACCUGAGUUUGAAGUAACAACUGAGGAAGUUCUCAGAAAAGCUGAUUUUCGGAAAUCUGGUGGGUUGCUCAAAUUAUCACGCAUGCAUUCUUUGUCAAAGAGAUGAAGUUUACUGCACUAAUGUUAAACACGUAAAGAGAGUUAAGUCAUCCUUAAUGAAACCUUCUUCUGUGCUCUGUUUUUCAAGUAAUUGAUUGACCUGAACUAACUCAAUUGUUGCCUUAAUAUAUGGGCCAUAUAUAGCACCCUGCUUGAUGCUUCACAUCCUUAGAUGAUUUAUUUAUGAAGUGUUCCGGCCAUUAACCUUGUUCUCUUGGAUUUGCAUGUUACCCCUGGAUUGAAAGCUAGAAUGUUCUGGUAGUGAACUUGGCUUAUCCUGCAUCCAAGAUGCCCGACCAUUUAAAUGGUCUGAAUCGGUUGAUGUCUCAACAGUGUAUUGUGGGCAUCAUGCAGAGUUUGAAUUUCACUUUAUCUCAUUGAGUUUCAUAUCAUCUAUUUGGUGUAGGAGUGGUAUGCAAACUUGCAUGUAAUCACAAUCAGGACUUUCAAACUAACUUGAUUUAAUUGAAGAGAGAAAUCACGGAAAGGGCAAGUGAGAACAUGAAAAGAAUUCAAGAUGUAAUAUAGCCUGACAAUCUUAGAGCAAACUGUUGAGAAGUGUAUUUAAGUAGGGUAGAUACGCAAUGUCAAGUGAAGAAUGAACCAUGUUUAAAUAUUGCAUGGAGGUGAGCUUUUAUUUUUCUGUUGGAUGUGCUUGUAAUGGCUUUACCGUAUGAAUCAAAUAUUGGGUUGAAAGGGAGCACAAAUUUUAUUAUGGAGUAUUUAAUUAUAGUCAUAAGUUUUUUUUUUUUUUUUUUGGGUGAAUAAGACAUUCGUUGUCAAGGAAAAGAGAGGGAGGGGGGCAAUAUAAAGCCCCUAGUGGCAAGAAGAAAACAACACAACCUACGAAAGGAUGCCCAAUAGGGGAGUGGGGAGGGGGAUUUAAAAUAGAAGAAGGUAAACCCCAAGAAGGUACAUAAGGUUGUUUCUAGGGGAGUUUGGAACCGAAAGGGCCUGAAUGCGAGAAAGCUUGGUGGAGACUUCAAAGUAGAUGGCAUUCCAACUCUUGUUAAAAGACCUGGAGUUGGAAGUCCAUCUACAACAAUGUCGCUCCAUCCAGAUGGGGUUAAUAGAUGCCCUGAGGCAAGUUUUCCAGUAGUGUCACAAAUGGUCUUACUUGUAAAAGUCAUGUCGAUCCAAAUCCGUUCUUUAGAGAGGAGAAGGGGGGAUCUCUUUGAAGGCUAACAAUGAGAGAGGACUUUUUUCCAGAUAGAGGAGGAAAAUGGGCACUCAAAGAAGAGGUGGUUAAUAUCUUCAUAACCGUUCCAACAAAGGUAGCAAGCAGGGGAGACAAGAAUAUGACAAUGUAUGAGAAAAGCUUGGGUUGGGAGGCAGCUAGAAAGGGCUCUCCAAAGUGAAGCUAUGGUGAGGACUGUGGAAUCUAAACCAUAUGAUUUUGCGCCAAGGACAAGUGGUGCCCUUAGUACAAACAAGAUGCCAGGUGGAGGAGGAGAAAUUUCUAGAGGAGGAAGGAGACCAAAUAAUUUUAUUGUCCUGGAGGAUAGGGGA